GUGUGUGUUCAUGCAUUGCAGUGAAGAAAUGGGAACUCCAUUGAAGUACAUUUUGGUUCUCGUGAUCGUUGUGUUUUUGGGGAUUGCUAGGUUCAAUGAGGUUGAUGGGGCUGGUGAAUGUGGAAAAUCAUCCCCUGAUAUGGAAGCUUUUAAGUUAGCUCCUUGUGCCUCAGCGGCACAGAGUGAGGAUGCUGCAGUUUCUAGCAGCUGCUGCCUUCAGGUGAAGAAGUUGGGGCAGAGCCCUAAAUGCCUCUGUGCUGUUAUGCUUUCCAACACUGCUAAAAGUUCCGGAGUCAACCCAGAAAUUGCCAUAACCAUUCCCAAACGCUGCAACCUUGCUGACCGUCCUGUUGGUUACAAGUGUGGAGCUUAUACACUACCUUGACGACCGAAUACCGCUAUGGAUGGCGUUGUGGAUAUGGAGUAUGUCUCACCAGUACGCAAGUCUUGCUUAAGUUGUAGGUUACCUAGUUUAUCUGGCUAAUAAAUUCUGUCAUCCAAGCUAAUGAAUAAAUAAAAUUAGUGUGUUUUUAUCA
Messenger RNA from Cornus florida, 536 nucleotides. RefSeq names its product non-specific lipid transfer protein GPI-anchored 21-like. Gene Ontology annotation, molecular function: fatty acid binding. The record is from RefSeq and is a predicted model, not a curated record. Bases 11 to 385 code for a protein of 124 amino acids. Lineage: Eukaryota; Viridiplantae; Streptophyta; Magnoliopsida; Cornales; Cornaceae. Gene Ontology annotation, biological process: systemic acquired resistance. The transcript is spliced from 2 exons.